Molecule: messenger RNA, 1518 nt
Organism: Heterostelium album PN500
Lineage: Eukaryota; Evosea; Eumycetozoa; Acytosteliales; Acytosteliaceae
Product: tetratricopeptide repeat protein
Exons: 1
Coding region: 1-1518 (505 amino acids)
Biological process (GO): protein O-linked glycosylation via mannose
Cellular component (GO): endoplasmic reticulum
Molecular function (GO): mannosyltransferase activity; protein binding
Source: RefSeq, a predicted model, not a curated record
AUGACAGAACAACAACUUUACUUGAAAUCAAUAGAAUGUGAUCCAACCGAUUCCGGAACAUACAAUAACCUUGCAUUGACACUUUCAAGAGGUGAAUCAAUCACACUUCAUAAUGGUCAAUCAAUGACACAACAACAACUAUACUUGAAAUCAAUAGAAUAUGAUCCAACCAAUUCCAAAUCAUACAAUAACCUUGCAACAACACUUUCAAGAGGUGAAUCAAUCAUACUUCAUAACGGUCAAUCAAUUACACAACAACAACUUUACUUGAAAUCAAUAGAAUAUGAUCCAACCAAUUCCGACUCAUACUAUAACCUUACAGUGACACUUUCAAGAGGUGAAUCAAUCACACUUCAUAACGGCCAAUCAAUUACAAAACAACAACUAUACUUGAAAUCAAUAGAAUAUGAUCCAACCAAUUCCAAAUCAUACAAUAACCUUGCAACAAUGCUUUCAAGAGGUGAAUCAAUCAUACUUCAUAAUGGUCAAUCAAUGACACAACAACAACUAUACUUGAAAUCAAUAGAAUAUGAUCCCACCAAUUCCAACUCAUACAAAUACCUUGCAACAACACUUUCAAGAGGUGAAUCAAUCACACUUCAUAACGGUCAAUCAAUUACAGAACAACAACUAUACUUGAAAUCAAUAGAAUAUGAUCCAACCAAUUCCAACUCAUACAAUAACCUUGCAACAACACUUUCAAGAGGUGAAUCAAUCACACUUCAUAAUGGCCAAUCAAUUACAGAACAACAACUAUACUUGAAAUCAAUAGAAUAUGAUCCAACCAAUUCCAAAUCAUACAAUAACCUUGCAACAACACUUUCAAGAGGUGAAUCAAUCACACUUCAUAACGGUCAAUCAAUUACAGAACAACAACUAUACUUGAAAUCAAUAGAAUGUGAUCCAACCAAUUCCAACUCAUACAAUAACCUUGCAGUGACACUUUCAAGAGGUGAAUCAAUCAAACUUCAUAACGGUCAAUCAAUUACAAAACAACAACUAUACUUGAAAUCAAUAGAAUAUGAUCCAACCAAUUCCAACUCAUACAAUAACCUUGCAGUGACACUUUCAAGAGGUGAAUCAAUCACACUUCAUAACGGCCAAUCAAUUACAGAACAACAACUAUACUUGAAAUCAAUAGAAUGUGAUCCGGCCAAUCCCAGACCAUAUCAUAACCUUGCAGUGACACUUUCAAGAGGUGAAUCAAUCACACUUCAUAAUGGUCAAUCAAUGACACAACAACAACUAUACUUGAAAUCAAUAGAAUGUGAUCCAAAGAAUUAUAAAUUCUAUUAUAACCUAGGAAUGUCACUAUUUCAAUAUGAAGCUAUCACUCUCAAAAAUGGUUUGAGCAUGAUAAAACAACAACUAUUAUUGGAAUCAUUAAGAUUAGGUAAUCCAGAAACAUUGGUUUACCGAGAAAUUGGAUUAACACUUUCGAACAACAAACAAGCAAUUACACUACCAGAUGGUGAGCAAAUGACAAGGAGACAGCUACUUAAAAAAUCAAGAGAUUAA